AUGUUUGCUAUCCAACAAUGGGGAAUUCAUCAACUAGAUGUCAGCAAUGCCUUUUUGCAUGGUGAUUUAGAUGAGGAGGGGUACAUGAAAAUCCCACAAGGAAAUAGUAAGGCGAAAAUUGAGGAUGUCAUGAGGUAUCUAAGGGUAAAGUUUCCAAUUAAGGAUUUGGGGCCAUUAAAAUAUUUUUUGGGUAUAGAGGUGGCGCGUUCCUUGGCCGGCAUUGUCAUUAGUCAACGGAAGUAUACUUUAGAUAUACUUGAAGAAAGUGGCAUGCAAGGCUAUAGGCCGUGUUCUACGCCCAUGGAGUUGAACCAUAAGCUAUCCACGGAGAAGCAAGGUGAGUUGGUAGAUGCCAUGAACUACAAGAGACUUAUUGGAAGGUUGCUUUAUUUGACCGUCACAAGACCUGACAUCAGUUAUGUAGUGCACACUUUGAGUUAG
Molecule: messenger RNA, 441 nt
Organism: Pistacia vera
Lineage: Eukaryota; Viridiplantae; Streptophyta; Magnoliopsida; Sapindales; Anacardiaceae
Exons: 2
Coding region: 1-441 (146 amino acids)
Source: RefSeq, a predicted model, not a curated record